CUUCCAUCUCAUUACUAUCUCAGCCUUGCCCCACUACCACUUCUCUCAGUCAACAUUUCCAACAUCAAGCACUGGCGAAGCACACGCCCACUAUCGCAAAACACCAAUAGUCACCGCAAGACCGUCUCGGGAGCAAAGACAGUAUGCCGCCAGUUCGCUCUCAUGGUUCGAGGCAGAGAAAGCCCCCGGCGGGGUUCGAAGAUAUUCGGGACAACCUCGAGGUCUUCAACAUCAAGAUGAAGGACGCGCAGAACACACCGACAGCCAAUAUCCCCAAGCACCAAGCGCAGUGGCCCGUCUUCCAAAUCCAUCACCAGCGGAGCCGAUAUGUGUACGAGCUCUACUACGAGAAGGAGGCUAUCAGCAAGGAGCUCUACGACUGGCUGCUCAAGAAUGGGCAUGCGGACGCCAAGCUCAUCGCAAAGUGGAAGAAGCAGGGAUACGAAAAGUUGUGCUGUCUUAGGUGUGUACAGACGAAAGAGACCAACUUCAACUCUACCUGCAUAUGUCGCGUGCCGAAAGCGCAACUGAAAGACGACACACAAGACGUACAGUGUGUUAGCUGUGGUUGCAGAGGCUGUGGUUCGAGUGAUUAGAGGGAUUCAUUUCGGCACAAAUUCAGGGUGGUUUGCAUGAUACAGGCGUAUGGCGUUUUGGACUGAGCGAAUCUGAUGGCUGUUACUCAGCUCACAGCCAUUGUACAUUUUUAGGAAUCGUAAUACCAGAAUCUGUUUGAGACAUUGGCGUGUGUCAGAUCGUUUUCGGUACCUGAAGACAAGAUGCAAGCUCUGUGAUAAUCUCAUGCUC
Messenger RNA from Truncatella angustata, 807 nucleotides. Its product is annotated as cell cycle control protein cwf14. NCBI's taxonomy places the organism in Eukaryota, Fungi, Ascomycota, Sordariomycetes, Amphisphaeriales, Sporocadaceae. Gene Ontology annotation, biological process: mRNA splicing, via spliceosome. The transcript is spliced from 2 exons. The record is from RefSeq and is a predicted model, not a curated record. Gene Ontology annotation, cellular component: nucleus; spliceosomal complex. Bases 144 to 596 code for a protein of 150 amino acids.